GGGGCGAGUGAGGAACGGGGCAGCGAGCCGGGAGCAGCGGCAGCAGACGGAGGAGGUGUGAGCGGAGCGCGGCCCUCCCUCGCCGCCGAGUGCCUGUGAAGCGAGGAGUCGGGGGGAGGGGAGGGUGCCUGGUCGCCAUGGCGGCCGCCAAGUUCGAGUCGCAGGACCGGGCGAGCUGGUACUUCGGGCCGCUGAGCCGGCAGGAAGCGCAGGCCAAGCUGCAGGGCCAGCGGCACGGGACCUUCCUGGUGCGGGACAGCACCACCUGCCCGGGCGACUACGUGCUGUCGGUGUCGGAGAACUCCAAGGUGUCGCACUACAUCAUCAACAGCCUGCCCGGCAAGUUCAAGAUCGGCGACCAGGAGUUCGAGCACCUGCCCGGGCUGCUCGAGUUCUACAAGAUCCACUACCUGGACACCACCACCCUCAUCGAGCCGGCCGCCCGGGCGGCGGGCAAGGCCGCGGGCGCGGCUGCGGGCCACGUCCUGCUCGGGCCCGGCCCCGGCCCCGGCCCCGGCCCCGGCCCGGCCUCGGGCGGCGGCGAGGAGAGCGCCGAGUACGUGCGGACGCUGUACGACUUCCCUGGCAACGAUGUGGAGGACCUGCCCUUCAAGAAGGGCGAGUUGCUGGUGAUCGUGGAAAAGCCCGAGGAGCAGUGGUGGAGCGCCCGCAACAAGGACGGCCGCCUCGGCAUGAUCCCGGUGCCGUACGUCGAGGUGGUGGUCAAGUCGGCGCCGCAGCCGCAGCCGCCGCCGCCGCAGGCGCCGGGCUACCGCAACUCCAGCAGCUACGGCAUCCCGGAGCCGGCACACGCCUACGCCCAGCCCCAGACCAGCAGCCCCCUGCCCGCCGGCGCCGGCGCCAGCCCGCUGCCCACCACGCAGAACGGGCCCGUCUACGCCAGGGCCAUCCAGAAGAGAGUGCCCUGCGCCUACGACAAAACUGCCUUGGCGUUGGAGGUUGGUGACGUCGUCAAAGUGACCAGGAUGAACAUCAGUGGUCAGUGGGAGGGUGAAGUGAAUGGUCGGCAAGGACUCUUCCCCUUCACUCAUGUCCAGAUCAUCGACCCCCAGAAUCCUGAGGAGAAUGAGUGACCUGAAGGUCUGGACAUUUGGUCACCUCCAUCUGCCUGUUCAUCACACAGUCAGCAUCAACAUUUGGUGCAUUGCUUCCAGAUUAAAGGGGGACACAUCAUUUUGCAAUGGAAAAGCGAUUGGUUUUUUGAGUAUCUGCUUAGCUGCUGGAAUUUAACGUUUCUGUCUGAGCUGUUCCCAUUUCCCAUUAAAACAACACCAUUACUAACCAGUGGAAAUACAGGAGAGGAGCAGCAUCAGUCCCAGUGCCUCAGAUUGGAACUUGUAGUCAACUGGGAUAAGUGUGUAGUUGGCCAAGCCCCGAAAACUUGGAACACUCAAGUGGAUAUUCCUCCUUCCUAUCUUUAUCAAUAGUGGCAUGCAGUGAUGUGACUGAGACUAAAUACUGCAUUAUCCUGAACAGUGUCACAGCUGAAUGAAUGAGGAUCUGGACUCAUCAGAAUGUUUUUCAAUCGUUUUCAAUACAACGUACAUAUAUAUAUUAGCCUGUUGUGCUACAAGCAACAUGUAGAGGAGUCACCAAUGUUUUUGGAUGCAAUCAGAUAGAUAGCUGUAGAUAACAAUCAUGGAUGUCUGUUAUACAAUUCUGUCACACCUGUAAAUCAAGCUUUUAAAGGGGAAACACUCUGAAUAGACAGCAACAGAAUUAAUCUCAUCCAGAAAAGUUGCCAGCAGGAGUGAGUAUGCCAACAUAAUUUAUCAGUAUCAACCAAGACAUAUUGGGUUUGGAAGUGGGUAUUCUGCAGACUUGCCUGGGGACUCACGUUUCACUCAAUGAGGAGCUUCCACUUUUAACAAUUAUCCUUGUCUGUUCAGGAGAUUUAGAAACCUACGUAGCAGGCAGAAACUAUUCCCAUGGAAAUAUGUGCCUUUUUGUUUUGGAAAUAGUUUCCAAAGUGUAAGUUUCUUAGUCUACCACCUUGAUGGCCGAUGUUCUGUGUCAGGCAAGUGUAAGUGCAUUAUUAACCACGUGCAUCCCACUGCCCUAUCAGUAGUGCUGAUCUAGUGCAGGUGAUGAUGGCAGGAGUUGAGUUUGUUGUGUGUGUAGAAUUUUUGUCCAUUGACACACUUCCUCAAGUACAAAUGCACAGCCUGACUCUUGCUCUCAAAAAAAGCUAUCCUUUGACAGAACAAUCCAAUCUCAAACUGAGCUUUCUUUGACUCCUGUCCUCAGUUUUAGUUGUUUUUAUUUUUAAUAUUCAAAGUUCAAGACUACAUUAAUACAAAUGCACUGAAUUAAUGAGCUGUGUGAGAAUAUUGUUAACUACAGUGCAACACUAAAAUCUGAGGCUUGUCACCCUGCCAUUACCUAUUAAUGGCCACCCAUUUGCUCAUGUGCAAAUGGGCUUUAUCAGUAAUACUGAUACAAAUAAUACCUGUUGAAUAAUUAUACAGAAAUUGUCCACCAAGGCCACAGGACUCAGGGGAAGGGUUCUUCUCUAAGAGGGUCAGUUGAUCAUUGGUUUCCAAUAUCUCAGCAGUGGUGGGUGAAUAAAUGGUAGCUGCCAUGAAUGGGCGGGUGAGAAAUUGUUGCUAACUGGAUUUUAUUCAGAUAGGAUGGUUCUUUUAAUCUGUUUUGUGACCCCUUGAAUAGUCUGAUAAGUGGGCAUGAUUGUUGAUCAGGUUCAUAUUUCACAGAGCAUUAAACAAAUGCCUUGGUAGUUCUGCUGCAGGGGGAGGGGGAAAUGUCACCAUCAAACCAAAGUAUGUACCUAGUGCCUAAAAAUCUCAAGCUGUGAAAGAAACCAGGUUAAGUAGAUUAGGUAUCACGGUCCUGUCUCUUUAGAAGUGGGUUCUUAGAACUUGAGCAAAUAUAAGAAUCAGUAGAAAGAUGUUUUGAAUAUCUGUUUCAUAUUCCUCCUGCUGUGAUUCUGGACUUGCUGUGUGAACAGAUCUUGGGUCAUAAUGAAACAGCAAUGUUCACCCAGUGCACAUUCAAUGUCUUGAUGUCUCUACAUAUCUGCUGAUAGUAAUGUUUUCGGCCUAGUUUGUUUUCUUUCCUUCGUCAAACCACUAUGGAUCCCUUGGCUUGCCUGCCAAGUUAUUACACUGGACUCCUGUAAUUCUGUCUAGUUGCCUGGAAUACAUUGAGGAUGGGUGAUGUUCUUACAGCUCUCUGAAUGGGUUCCAGUUUGUGAGUGUUUCCCCUUUACAAGUUCAUAGCACAUGGCCCGCUUCUGUUCCUGCUUAGUUCAUGUCCGUUCACAAUAUUUUAAUUAGGCUUGUGCCAUGGGAAGGAAAUAAAGCUGUUAUUUGGUUCUGGAAGGUGUCAAGCAGAAUGCAGCCUGAAGCUGAACCAAACUGUGCAGGGCAGACAUACCCACCUUCACUUGCUUGCCUUCCCACUACAUCUGUUGCCAAUAAAACUUGUUUACAACACUUCAAACUUGCAGAAGUUUUUUAAUGCUUAGAUGAUCACAAAAUACCUCUGGUCUAUGUGCAUGUUAGUAACACUUAUUUUUGUAGAGCUUUUGAUGUGUGUUCCAGAAGAUGCCUUUUGUUUAACAUUCUGGGAAUGGAGAGCAUUUGCCUGAGGAACAGUUCAUGUCGUGUCUAACCAUUGACUGAAUAAAUCUUGUAUUUUAAAUGCAAGUGCCAAGAACUAAGCUUUGCUUGCAACCCUAGUAAAUCCAUAAAAUAACCUUAA
Hypanus sabinus (Atlantic stingray) is the source of this 3741-nucleotide messenger RNA. It is a transcript of the gene crkl, whose product is annotated as v-crk avian sarcoma virus CT10 oncogene homolog-like. The transcript is spliced from 2 exons. Bases 138 to 1094 code for a protein of 318 amino acids. The record is from RefSeq and is a predicted model, not a curated record. Gene Ontology annotation, molecular function: protein binding. Gene Ontology annotation, biological process: positive regulation of ERK1 and ERK2 cascade. NCBI's taxonomy places the organism in Eukaryota, Metazoa, Chordata, Chondrichthyes, Myliobatiformes, Dasyatidae.